GCGAGUUGUUGCGGAGUCGGGGUUGAAGACGCGAAUCCCCAGGAACCAGUUAGCCCUGGAGCGGUCGGAGUUGCUGGAGGUGUUUCCGUGAUUCCUGAACGGCCUCCGCUAGAGCUCGAUAAAUUACCGCCUUAUCACGACGUCACGCCAACUCCAGGUCACAAUGUCUGGUCCUGGUUAGGAUCUAGACGUGGAGGAGGCGCAGCAGGAGUAGUAGCAACCCCCCUGAGUUUACCGCCGCAUCGGUGUGCGAUGAAUCUUCCUGUGGAGAAUCAUUACACCCACAUGCAAACCGACGAGGCUUUGUACGCGGAACUAGACUCGCAAACCGCGAGUUACGCCAGCGAUCUUCAGCUGCAGCUUAGAGGAAGCUCGACCUACGGCGGCCGAGCGACUACUCCUGGUGAUGAGGAAGAAGACGAGUACCAUGAACUUGAUGCUGCGAGGCUGCAUCGUAGGUACAGCGGUGACAGCCAAACUGGGACUCUUAAGGAAAGGCGACACAAUCAAAGGUUACAAGAGCCAGACUACGAGAUGUACGAGAACGGACCAUCAACGCCGUUGUCUUUGAGUCGUCACCAGCACCCGAGUCACCAGCACCACAUCCAGCACCACCAUCACCACCACCACCACCUGAGAACGGGAGCUGGGAGCGAGGUGAACCCGUCCUACCAGAACACGGCGUACACGGGAAGCGACGCGGACCUAGACGGGCCCUUUCUCUCGAGCGCGCCCAGCAGCGCGUACUACAGUGACCUGAGUUCAAACUCGGCAAACAACCACCAGCAGUCCUCAGGAGUGACGCUUCAUACAAACGCCUCGAGCAUGCAAACUCAGACGCAAACGGGAACGUGUCAUCAAGCAAACACGACGACGGAGCCUCCGUACCGGUUAGCUGCCAUUACCGAGACAACGACACCGUCCGACUACAUUUAA
Messenger RNA from Cotesia congregata, 936 nucleotides. The record is from the annotation of a GenBank genome assembly. Lineage: Eukaryota; Metazoa; Arthropoda; Insecta; Hymenoptera; Braconidae.